AGUGGCAAGAAAAACAUCUGAAAACACACAACAGAACCAACUGCGCGUAUUCAGAGUCAGUAUAGAUUUACAAGGACACCAUAGAUUAUAUCGUUGGUAGCAACAGUUCAACAGAUUUCUUGUGUUUUUUAAAGUUGCCCAAGGCGAUGGCAGCGUCUUCUUCGUCGUCCUCUGCGGGAGGUGUCAGCGGCAGCUCGGUGACCGGCUCUGGGUUCAGUGCUUCAGAGCUCAUCCCUCCCAGGAAAGUCCUGUACACAUAUCCGAAAGGCGCAGGUGAAAUGAUGGAAGAUGGCUCUGACAGAUUUUUAUGUGAGUCUGUAUUCAGUUACCAAGUGGCCUCCACGCUUAAACAGGUUAAACACGAUCAACAAGUAUCUCGAAUGGAGAAACUUGCGAGUUUGGUGGAGGAGCUGGAAGCAGACGAAUGGCGGUACAAACCAAUAGAACAGCUCUUGGGAUUUACACCGUCUUAAAUAAAGAGAUGCCUUUGGUUAAUAAAUCAGAAGGAGAUGGUUUAUUUCAGAUCAUAACUUCUAUUCCUUCUUUAUAGUUUUAUUCUGUAUCAUAAAUAUUAUCCGGAGAUACCGAAUGUGAGAUGUAUUAUUUAAUCACUUUGUAUGAGCAUGCUUUUCUUUUUUUAAAAAAACAACUUAUUAAAGCAUAUAACAACAAAGCACUGUCUACAAAAAUUGUGUUUAUAUACUAUUAACUAAACAAUUCAGAAUGUUGUAAUAGGUUAUUGAUAUAUUUUUAAACUGGUUUAAGCUGUUUUCCAAUCUGCUCUUUCCCUUGGUGCAAAAGGGAAAUAAUAUCUUUGGUAAUAAAUCCCUUGAAGUGAGGCAUUGUGUUUCCACACAGCUGCACUGUAACUCAUAAAUCUGAAAACCUGCUGCCUGCUCAGUCUCUCCUCCUCAUCGCUGCUCGUUCCAGCGCAACAAAGAGAGCUUGUAAAUAAAGUCAUAUACUUGUCA
Molecule: messenger RNA, 971 nt
Organism: Plectropomus leopardus (leopard coralgrouper)
Lineage: Eukaryota; Metazoa; Chordata; Actinopteri; Perciformes; Serranidae
Source: RefSeq, a predicted model, not a curated record